UCAGCUAUUUGUCAUGCUGGAGGAUCGUGGAGAAAAAAGGAACUAGUGUAAGCUGCCUGCAGCAGGAGACUGAGGGGAAUAACACAGUCCUCAUCCUGUUUCCACACUCUUCUCCAAACUUACAUACCAAAGGGGAUACAGGAUUUUUCUUUUUCAGUUAAUUUUCUUUAUUUUGUUUUUUGACGGAUACGGACAAAUCGGACACCUCAGGCCUGUCUACAUGAUCUAGGAAAGGAAGAGGAAGGGAGCCAGAGAUGGACCAGAAUUUGUUUGGAGGGGCUCCUCGGUUCCUGACCCGGCCCAAAGCAUUUUCCCUCAGUGUAGGUCGAGAUGCUACUCUCAGCUGCACUGUUGUAGGGAACCCUGUUCCUGCUGUCACCUGGGAAAAGGGCAAGCUACGUAUAUCCACUGGAGGACGCUUCAAAACUGUAGAAGAUGGGGAUGUGUAUCGACUCACCAUCUAUGAUCUUACACUGGAUGACAGCGGCCAGUACAUGUGCCGUGCCAAGAACAAUGUUGGGGAGGCUUAUGCAGCUGUCACUCUGAAGGUGGGCCUUCCAGCAGCAGUAGUGGAUCGUGCCCCUGCAUUCACUGCGAAACCCGCUUCCUCUCGUGUGGGUUUAGGGGGUGAUGUUACCUUCUUUUGUCGUGUAGCAGCCCACCCUGAUCCCAGCUUUGAAUGGGAGAAGGAUGGACGUUAUCUGGGUGAGACCAAUCGCAUAAAGAUCACUUCAGACAGUGAGUCCAGCUCUCUGCGGAUUCAGAGCGUGAGGAACAUAGAUGGUGGCACCUACACCUGCCGGGCUCAAAACUCAAUUGGUCGUGCUCAGGCUGCUGCUGUCCUGGUGGUGGACAUGCAGGACACACAACUACUCAAUGUUGACAAGAGUACCUCCCUCCUUUCACACAUGCAGAAACGCAAAGAGGAAAUGUGCAAGGACAUCUCCCUCUUCCGCAUGUACGAGAGCUCAGCCUCAUCAAAGAUUGUGGAGGAUAUCAGCAGCUUGCGGAUUGCCAUUGAUCAGGGGCAGCAAGUCUCAGCUUUAGCUAAAAAGUUACCCAAAGGUGUUUUCACUCGAACCUGCAUGGUGACAGAGGGCAAACAUGCCAAGCUCAGCUGCUUUGUCACAGGCCACCCCAAACCCCAGAUCGUCUGGAGUAAGGAUGGGGUGAACAUCACCGAAGGUCGUAGACAUGUCAUGUAUGAGGACCAAGCAGAGAACUUCAUUCUCAAAGUCCUUUACUGCAAGCAGAGUGACAACGGCCUGUACACCUGCAAUGCCUCCAACAUGGCCGGGCAGACUUACAGCGCUGUGCUGGUGAUUGUUAAAGAGCCGAAGGUGCCGUUUAAGAGAAAGCUGCAGGAUGUGGAGGUGAAGGAAAAAGAGACUGCCAUGUUGCAUUGUGAGGUGCCAGUGUCGACAACACAGGCCAGUUGGUUCAUGGAGGAGACUCGCCUGGAACAGAAUGCAAAGUACCGCAUGGACGAGGAGGGCACACUCCGUCGCCUCACCAUUCACAAUGUCACAACCAAUGAUGAUGCUGUCUACAUCUGUGAAAUGAAGGAAGGAAGCCGCACUGUGGCCGAGCUCACUGUUCUGGGCAACAUCACCAAGAAGCUGCCUAGGCGAACAGUUGUGCCAGUGAGUGAUACAGUCAUCUUCUGUGUGGAGCUUGAGCAUCCUGUGGAUGAUGCUUACUGGACCAGGAAUGGAGAGAAGCUGAAAGAGGAUUCCAGAGUCACCAUUGCCCGCACACACAAGCAAUACACUCUCACUAUCCGUGACUGCACUGCAGAGGACUCAGGCGAGGUGGCUUUUAUUGCCGGAGACUGCAAGACCUCCACUCGAUUCUCUGUUACUGCACCAAGGAAAUAUCCCCCUGAUCCCCCAGUCAACCCAGUCGUUUGCAACAAGACUGACACGUCUAUUAGUUUGAGUUGGUCGCGACCAGACAGUGAGCGGCCAGUGCCCAUCAAUGGCUAUGUUGUGGAGAAGAGGAAAGUUGGGGCUCAGACUUGGGUUAAAGUCACAGGCACGGAAAUUUUGUGUAGCGGUGAAUUUACUAUCAGCAAUAUCGCUGAGGAAGGCAGCUACCAGUUCCGCAUUUCAGCUGUCAAUGAUUAUGGUCAAAGUGCCUUUCUAGAGGUCCCUGGAACAUUCUACCUUGAGCCCACAGCAUCAGUAAAGAGCGGCCUGCAAAACUGCAGCGUUUCCUCUGGUGAGGAGGCCAGCUUUACUGUGGAGCUCUCUGCAGUGUGCUCUGGUCUUUGGACCCUGAAAGGCCAAAUAAUACGCAGUGGAGUUGACUACCUUGUCACUCGCACGAAGACCAUUCACACACUAGUAAUACGGGAGGUCACAACAGCAAUGGAUGGAGCCCAGGUCAAAUUUGUGGGUGGAGGAUCAGAGAGUGUGUGCACUCUCAGUGUAAAAUCUGCUCCUGCUCGUUUCACUAAGAAAUAUUCUGAUGCAGAGGUAUUCACAUUCAGUGCCCAUUCCUCUGCCCAGCUGCACACAGAGGUGUCAGAUGCCUGCAUUCAGGUCACCUGGAUGAGAAAUGGCAAGGAACUAAGAAUGGGCAAGAAGUAUGAGGCUUCGAGUGUGGAUUGUAGACGCACCCUGACCAUUCAUAAUGUGACUGAUGAUGAAGCAGGCAUUUAUGAGUGUGUGUGCGAUGGUGAUAGGAUGUCCAUCCACCUUGCUGUAAAAGAGGAGUCAGCUAAGUUUAUUACCAAGCCCAGGACUGAACCCCAGGAGGCUUCUCCUUUGAUGGGUGAUGUGGUGCUCAGCUGUGAGGUGGCAUCUCCUAGAACUACUGUUGUGUGGAAGAAAGAGCAAAAAGAAAUUGUGGAAGACAAGAGAACAACCUUUGUGUCCCAAGGGACGCAGAGAAAACUGGUUAUCAAAGGAGCUAAACAGAGCGAUGAAGGACGCUAUUCAUGUGAGACGGCAGAGGACAAGAUCACAUUCCAGGUCAAAAUAAAAGAAACUCGAACCACCUUUAUCAACAAGGACUCCUAUCAGAGAGAGGUGAAAGUCUCUACCUCCCAGGAAGCUACACUGAGCUGUGAAGUGUCUGACUCCAAAACUGAGGUGAAAUGGUAUAAAGAUGGCAAACAUCUGCGCUCCAGUAAGACUCUUAGUAUGGAGGCAAAAGGUAAAAUUCGUCAGUUGGUGUUGCGCAAUGUGGAAAAGACAGAUGCUGGAGAGUACACCUGUGAAGUUGGAAAUGAGAAGCUGUUCUUUAAAAUUCAGGUUGCAGACACUCAAGCUGCAUUCAUCAACAAGGACUCCUAUCAGAGAGAAGUAAAUGUGUCUGCCUCUCAGAAAGCCACCCUUAGCUGUGAAGUGCCUGACAUGAAGACUGAGGUGAAAUGGUACAAGGAUGGUAAGCAGCUAAGCUCCAGCAGGACAGUCCACAUGGAGGCAAAGGGCAAGAGCCGUCAGCUAGUAUUGGACAGUAUUGAGAAGAAAGAUGCAGGAGAGUACAUCUGUGAAGCCGGGAAUGAGAGGCUAGUAUUUAGUGUUCAAGUAUCAGACACUCAGGCUGCUUUCAUCAACAAAGACUCCUACCAGAGGGAGGUGGAAGUUUCUGCCUCUCAGAAAGCUACACUGUGCUGUGAAGUGUCUGAUGUGAAGACUGAGGUGAAAUGGUAUAAAGAUAGCAAACAGCUGAGCUCCAACAGGACUGUUCACAUGGAGGCAAAGGGCAAGAGCCGUCAGCUAAUACUGGGCAGUGUGGAGAAGAAAGAUGCUGGAGAGUACACCUGUGAGGUUGGGAAUGAGAGGCUGAUAUUCAAGGUUCAAGUAUCAGAAACUCAGGCUGCAUUCAUCAACAAGGACUCCUAUCAGAGAGAGGUGAAAGUCUCUGCCUCUCAGAAAGCUACACUAAGCUGUGAAGUGUCAGACAUGAGAACUGAGGUGAAAUGGCACAAAGAUGGCAAGCCCUUGAGCUCCAGCGGGACCGUCCACAUGGAAGCAAAGGGCAAGAGCCGUCAGCUGGUGUUGGACCAUGUGGAGAAGAAAGAUGCUGGAGAGUACACCUGUGAGGCUGGAAAUGAGAAGCUGGUGUUUAAGAUUCAGGUGGCAGACACCCAGGCUGCUUUCAUCAACAAAGACUCCUAUCAGAGAGAGGUGAAAGUCUCUGCUUCUCAGAAAGCUACCCUAAACUGUGAAGUAUCUGACAUGAAAACUGAGGUGAAAUGGUAUAAAGAUGGAAAGCAGCUGAGUUCCAGCAGAACUGUCCACAUGGAGGCAAAGGGCAAGAGCCGUCAGCUGGUCUUGAACAGUGUGGAGAAAAAAGAUGCUGGAGAGUACACCUGUGAGGCUGGAAAUGAGAAGUUGGCCUUUAGGAUUCUAGUUACAGAAAGUCAAGCAGCUUUCAUCAACAAAGAUUCCUAUCAGAGGGAGGUGAAAGUUUUUGCCUCUCAGAAAGCUACGCUGAGCUGCGAAGUAUCUGACAUAAAGACUGAGGUAAAAUGGUAUAAAGAUGGAAAGCAGCUGACUUCCGGCAGAACUGUCCACAUGGAGGCAAAGGGCAAGAGCCGUCAGCUGGUGUUAGAUAGUGUGGAGAAGAAAGAUGCUGGAGAGUACACCUGUGAGGCUGGAAAUGAAAAGCAGAUGUUUAAGAUUCAGGUGGCAGAAGUCUCGCCUGAAUUCCAGAAGAAAACUGUUACUAAAGAAGCUAUAGUGGUGCAAGAAACGGAGAAGAUUAUACUGACCACUGAGGUGACAUCGGAAAAUGCAAUUGUUAGUUGGUUCAGGGAUGGAGUACAGCUGAAAGAAGGCGAUAGGUAUGAAAUGAAGACAGAUGGUCUCUCUCGUGUUCUCAUUGUUGAAUCUUCUGAAGCAAAGGAUAGUGGCACUUAUAUAUGUCAAGUGGCUAAUGACAAUGUGGAAUUCAAAGUUAAUGUAAAAGAGGCUCCUCUAAAGUUUGUGGUUAGGUUGGAGCCAGUAUCUGUAGCUCUGAAGGGCACCAUGACCUUGUCCUGCCAAUUGAACAGAGCUGUAGGUGACAUCCUCUGGAGACACAAUGGCAAGGAAAUCAAGCCUGGUGGAAGGUUUACCAUUCGUGCUGAUAGAGCACACCGCAUAAUGACCGUGUCUUCUGUAGUCCAGGAGGAUGAAGGAGAAUACAGCUGUGAAUGCAAAGAUGACAAGACCACUGCCAUGGUCACCACUAAAGCGCCACGCUUGGUGAAGUUCAUCUCCAAGUUGAACAACGUUGUUGCAAAUGAAGGCAAGGAUGCCAUUUUUAAAUGUUCUAUCACCCCUGUGGAUGUAAGCGUGAGAUGGCUUUACAAAGGUGUGCCUGUAACUGCUGGGUCCAAGUUCAAGAUUGCUCAUGGAGGCACCAGCCAUUCUCUCACUAUAAUUGCCGUCACACCCGAGGAUGCAGGAGAGAUCAGUGUGGAUGCUGAGAGCAAAGUAUCUACAGCAACUCUACAAGUGCAACAGCUCCCAGUUACCUUCAAGAAGAAACUUGAGAACAUAACGGUUCAGGAACAAGACACAGUGCAGCUGGAAGUAGAAUUGAGCAGGCCAUCCAGUGAAGUGAGGUGGAUAAGGAAUGGUGUGGUGCUGCAGCCUGGAGGCAAUCUGAAGAUACAGACUGAUGGUGCCAAACAAAUGCUGAUCUUCAAGAAUGUGACCUACACUGACCGAGGCCUCUACUCCUGCGAGACCCUAGACGACAAGACUGAGGCCAAACUCACAGUAGAAAUGAAGAAGAUUCACGUGGUAAAAGGCUUGAAGGAGGUAAAAGCUCAAGAACAGGAGACAGUUACACUGGAGGUAGAACUUAACCAACCUGAUGUGGAGGGUUCCUGGAGCAAGGAUGGCCAAAAACUGAGAACAGGUCCCAAAGUCCUCAUUACCACUCUGGGAAAUAAACAUUCAUUAACCAUGUCCCAGUUAAAGAUGGAGGAUGAUGGCAUCAUCACUUUCCAGGCAGAAGGUGUCCAUACUUCUGGAAAACUCAUUGUGACUGAACCUGCUGCAAAAAUCCUCAAACCUCUAGAAGAUGUUAAAAUCCCAGAAAAGGAAAAAGUCAUAUUUGAGAGUGAAGUGUCCAGACCAAAUGCUGACGUUAAGUGGUUUAAGGAUGAUGAGGAGCUGAAACCAGGGAAGAAAUAUGGAAUGCAUUCCCAGGGUCGCAAACGUAGCCUUAUCAUCCAGAAGUGUACUUAUGAAGACCAAGGCUUGUACAUAUUGAAAACAACUGAUGACAACACAUCAGCAAAACUGACUGUCCAUGCCAGAGAUAUUAAGAUCAUAAAGAAGCUGCAGGACUUAGAGGUAACAGAGAAAGAAAGUGCAGUGUUUGUCUGUGAGGUGUCUCAUGAUGAGGUUGAGGGCCAGUGGUAUAAAGAUGAGGUCAAACUCAAACCUGGGGACAACAUCAAGAUGAGACAAGAAGGAAGAACAUUUAUUCUACUUUUCAAAUCUGUGAAGGCUGAAGAUGCAGCUGAAAUCAAGUUUGUGGCUGAGAAGUCCUCAUCAGCUGCUAGGCUGAUGGUCAAAGAGCUGCCAGUGAGAUUUGUGAAGAAACUAAGAGAUAAAAUUGCCAUGUACAAGCAUCGUGGACACUUAGAGUGUCAGGUAUCUCGGGCCAGUGCCAAGGUCAAAUGGUAUAAGGAGAAGACAGAGAUCAAACCCAGUAAGAAGCAUGAAAUCUCCAGUGAGGACAUCUACCGCAAGCUCACCAUUAAUGAUGUGGAUUCCGGAGACGAGGCUAUGUAUACGUGUGAUGCUAUUGAUGACAAGACCUCAUGUCAACUACUAGUGGAGGAGCAGGCCAUCAGCAUUGUGAAGGAGCUUAGUGCAGUGGAGGUGACCGAACCAUUUGCAGCUCACUUUGAGGUCGAAAUUAGUGUGGAAACAGUCAAGCCAGUGAAGUGGACCCUGAAUGGAGAAUGUCUUAAGGAGAGCAGUGAUAUUGAGAUGGAGAAGGAAGGGACAAUGCAUCGCCUUACUUUUAAGAAGACCAAGGCAUCCAUGUCAGGCUCUGUGCAGUUCACUGCUGGAAAAAGCAAAUCAACAGCUCAGCUCACUGUCAAAGAGCGUCCCAUUGAAGUGGUGGAGCCUCUCAGAAAUUUAACUGGCAAGGAGAAGGCAUCAGCCAGGCUUACAUGUAAGCUAUCGGCUACUCCUAAAAACGUACGCUGGUUUAAGGGUCAAACUGCUCUGGAGGCCUCUGACAAGUACAUCAUGAAUCAAAAUUAUGCUGAAGUGCAGCUGAUUAUCCAGGCGCUGAAUACAGAUGAUGCUGGGGAAUAUCGCUGUCAGGCUGGGACCUGUGAGAGCAAGGCCACUCUCAGUGUUGAAGUGCGUAAAGUUGAAAUCACCAAACACUUGACAGACCUGGAAGUUGAUGAGGGCGCUGAUGCCAUGUUUGUCUGUGAGGUGAAUUAUGCUGAUGAGGACGCUCAGUGGUUCCUCAAUGACAAGCCACUCUUCAAGAAUGACCUUAACGUUAUCCAGCAUGUUGGUAAAAUGCAUUCCGUUACUCUUAAGAACCUGGCACCCCAAGAUGGUGGGAAAAUCACCUUCAGCAUUAGAGAUAAGAAGGAGACGGUCUGCCUGAAAGUGAAAGAAAAGAAAGCUAUUUUCCUUAAGUUGCUGGAUGAUGUAGUUGGAGAAGAAAAAGGCACAAUAACCCUGAAAUGUGAAGCCUCAAAAGCCACAGUGUCUCCUAUUUGGCGGAAAAACGGAACAGUCCUUUUUGCAGACAACAAGUAUGAGCUCUUACAUGACAGCCGGAGCUUGGGUCUGACUAUCCGUGAUAUCAUGCAGGCAGAUGCAGGACAGUACAGCUGCGAUCUUGGCACGGACCUUACAAAGUGUACGGUUACAGUAAGAGACAUCAGCAUUGGCAUUACCAAGCGCUUGAAGUCAGUGGAGGCUAAGGCUGGCGAAAGCUGCAUGUUUGAGUGUAUUCUGUCCCGGGAAAGCUCAGAUGAGUGUUCCUGGAGCCUGAAAGGUCAACAGAUUACUCCUGGAGGGCGUUUCCAGAUUUGCAGCAAGGGGCGCAAGUAUACACUGACCAUCAAAGUAGUGACUGCAUCUGACUCGGGGGAUGUGGUCUUUACACUUGGGGACUUGAACUCUGGGGCAACUUUGUUUGUUGAAGGUGAAGCCCCCAUCAUCUCCAAAGAGCUACAGGGGCUUAGAGCCACUCCAGGAGAAGAUGCUACAUUCUUAUGUGAACUAUCUCAACCUGGCUUGGAAGUCAGCUGGUUUAAGGAUGGCAAGUCCAUCCGGAAGAGCCAAAAGUAUGAGAUUAGUGAGGAGCAUAAAGUCAUGAAGCUGACUGUCCACAAUGUUACUGCUAAGGAUUCUGGUGAAUAUAGCUGUGAGAUCACUGGUGGGCUCACCUCAAAGGCAAGGCUGGAGAUCAAAGAGCCAGUGAACAAAAUCACUCGUGAGCUGAAGGACAACAAUGCAGAAGAAAAAGGUACUGUCAAUUUUGAAUGUGAAACAGCCCAACCAGCUGCUAAAUUCACUUGGCUGAAAGGUGCAAAGGAGAUCAAGGCCGGAAGAAAGUAUCAGAUGACACAGAAGGGAACAAUCCUCAUUCUCACAGUGAAGGACUUGGAGAAGGCUGAUAGUGAUACAUACACGUGCGAUGUAGGAACUGCCAAGAGCACUGCAAAGCUGUCAGUUCAAGAGGUGCCUGUCAGGUUCAAACUACAGCUGAAGAACCAAGAGGUUAUGGAGGGCGAAAAGCUUUUACUACAUUGUGAACUCUCAAAACCUGGCCAUGAAGUGCAGUGGAAGAAAGGAACAGAAAGUGUCAGAUCAGGAGGAAAAUAUGAAAUGAUACAAAGGGGCACCACAUUUCAACUUCAUAUCAAAGACUUGGAGCCUGAAGACAGCGCAGAGUACUCUUGUGAGUUUGGGGACCAAAGAACCACAGCAGCGAUAGUUGUGAAGGCUUUGCCAGUAAUAUUUAGGCGUGAGCUGCAGAACCAGGAAUGUGAUGAGGGCAGCAGUGUUACUCUGCAGUGCGAACUGUCAAAACCCAGAGUGCCAGUGAAAUGGAGGAAAGGAACACAAGUGCUCCAGUCUGGAGGAAAAUACUUCAUCAGGCAGACUGGCUGUACUGUGGAGCUGAAAAUCACUGAUCUCAAACCUGAAGAUGCUGGGGAGUAUACAUGCUUGUGUGGAGACCAGAAGACCACAGCAAACAUGAAGAUCAAGGCUUUGCCUGUGAUAUUCAAGCAAGAGUUGCAGAACCAGGAAUGUGAUGAGGGCAGCAGUGUUACUGUGCAGUGCGAACUGUCAAAACCCGGAGUGCCUGUGGAAUGGAGGAAAGGAACACAGGUGCUCCAGUCUGGAGGAAAAUACUUCAUCAGGCAGACUGGCUGUACUGUGGAGCUGAAAAUCACUGAUCUCAAACCUGAAGAUGCUGGGGAGUAUACAUGCUUGUGUGGAGACCAGAAGACCACAGCAAACAUGAAGAUCAAAGCUUUGCCAGUGGUGUUCAAACAUGAGCUGCAGAACCAGGAGUGUGUCGAGGGAGGCAGUCUUACUCUGCAGUGUGAGCUCUCAAAACCUGGAGUCCCUGUAGAAUGGAGGAAGGGAACACAGUUACUCCAGUCUGAAGGAAAAUACCUCAUCAAGCAGACUGGAUCUAUUGUGGAGCUGAAGAUCAGUGAUCUUCAGUCUGCAGAUGCUGGAGUCUAUGUCUGUGAUUGUGGGGACAAUAAGACCAUGGCCAGCAUCAAAAUCAAUGCUCUCCCAGCAGUGUUCAUUCAAGAUCUAAGGAACCAGAAAGUAAUGGAGGGGAAAAGUGUCACCUGGAGCUGUGAGCUUUCUAAACCAAACAUACCCAUUCAGUGGCGCAAAGGUGAAGUAGAACUUUGCCCUUGUGACAAAUAUGAAUUCAAGCAAGAUGGCCACCACGUCCAGUUAGUCAUCCACAACCUUGACCCCGAGGACUCUGGAGAAUACACUUGUGACAGCGGAGAUCAGCAAAGUACUGCAAGCCUGGAAGUUCAGGCAUUACCUGUUCUAUUUAAGACCCCUCUGAACAAGCUGGAGGCAAAAGUUGGGGAAAAUAUCACCUUCCGAUGUGAGCUCACUAAACCAGGUGCUCCUGUUGUAUGGAGAAAAGGGAAGAAGAUUCUAGAGUCCAGCAAUAAAUACCAGUUAAAACAAGAUGGAGCAGUGGUUGAACUCAUAAUCCAUGGGCUACAGGGAGCAGACUCUGGAGAGUAUUCCUGUGAUUCUGGGCAUGAAGUGACUUCUGCCCCACUCACUGUAAAGGAACUUGAUAUAACCAUUCAAACUGGACUGAAGAGCCAUAUUGUUAAUGAAGGCGAUGAUGUGUCCUUUGAGUGCUUUGUGUCACAAGAAAAUGCCAAGGAUGUUAAGUGGACGCUUCAGGAUGUCCCCCUCCAGAACAAUGAGAUGAAUGAAAUCCGAAUGGAGAGCAAAAAGCAUACACUUACCCUAAGGAAUGUAACUCAGAAAGACUCUGGCACCGUGGCUUUCCAUGUGGGUGCCCAUACCUCUUUUGCUUGUCUCACAGUGAAAGCAGUCCCUGUGGUGUCAUUUGCCAAAGAAUUGAAGAGUCAGGAGGCCACAGAAGGAGACAGUGCCACACUAAGCUGUGAAACUUCAGUCCCUGAUGCGCUUGUGACCUGGAAGAAGGGCAGAAAAGUUUUGUCUGAGGGAGAAAAGUAUUCCAUUCAGAAGAGUGGUACAGUCCAAACUCUAAUGAUCCACAAGUUAUCAGUGGAUGAUGCUGGUGAAUAUACAUGUGAACUGGGAGACAAACACAGCAAAGCCACCUUGACUGUCAAAGAAUGUGUACGAAUUACAAGAGAACUUAAGGAUGUAACAGUGAUGUCUGGCGGGGAUGCUGUCUUCCGUUGUGAGGUGUCCCAGACAAGAGUAACUUAUGCUGAGUGGUGGCUAGGCUCCAAUCACCUGCAAAACAAUGACUUGAAUCAAAUCAGCUGCCAAGGGAGGGAGCACAGCCUAGUUCUGAAAAUGGUCACACCUGACGAUUCAGGUGAUGUAGCCUUUGUGGUUGGCUGCGAGAAGAGUGUUGCCUGCUUAGUGGUGCAGGAGAAACCCAAAGUCCUAUUCUUAGAGAAACCUCUGGACAUAACGGCCAAAGAGGGAGAGGCAGUCACACUAUCCUGCAUGACCUCCAACCCUGAGGCAUCUGUUACCUGGUACAGAAAUGAGGUGAUGAUUAAAGCAGGAGACAGACACCUACUCUACAGGGAUAGAGCCAUCCACCAGCUACGUAUCCUUAGAGCGACAGAAAUGGAUGCAGGGGUGUACACAUGCAAAGCUGGAGAUGCACAGAGCAGUGCCACUCUUACUGUAAGAGGAGUACCAGCAUACUUCUGCAAAGAGUUACAAAACCAGGAUGCUGUUGAAGGUGACACGAUUACCUUGCGGUGUGAGCUUUCAAAAGCAAACAUCAAUGUAGAAUGGCGUAAAGGAGGAUUAGUGCUGCAACCUGGGAAAAAAUAUGAGCUCAAACAGGAUGGCUGUAUACAAGAGCUCCACAUCCAUGACUUGGAACCAGGAGACAGUGGCUAUUACACUUGUGAUGCUGGAGACCAGUUGACGACAGCUUCAGUUUCAGUUCAAGAGGCUGAAGUGCUCAUAGUGUCUGGUUUAAAGAACACUGAUAUCUUUGUGGGAGAGCAGGCAGUGUUCUCCUGUCAAUUGUCUCGCCGUGCUAAAGGGAGAGUCCAGUGGUGGCUGGAUGGCACCCGUUUGGAGAAUGGUCCCUUCAGUGUUAUUGGGGUGGGUGAAGACAAUAUCCAUACCCUCACCCUAAAGAACCUUGCACCAAAUGACUCUGGCACCAUCCUGUUCAAAACGGGCAGCUUGACAUCCUCAGCGAGGCUUUUAGUGAAAGAUCCCACUGUGGAGGUGGUCAGUGCCAUGGAAGACAUCUACGUAGCUGAGAACCAGCCAGCAGAGUUCAUCUGCCAGUACUCGCGGCCAGUCAGGGCCAUAUGGAAGCAAAAUGGGCAGCCUGUGCAACCCGACGGCAACAGGGUAGUAGUGGAGCAGGACUGGAAUGUAGCACGGUUGUACAUUAGCCGUGUAACCCCACAGGACAUGGGUACAUACUCCUGUGAGGCUGAAGGGACCUGUGUUGAGGCACAUUUGAGGGUGCAAGCUAAACCCAUUGACAUUGUUCAAGGUCUGGAUAAUGUGGAGACUAUUGAAGGUGGAGAGGCACUUUUUGAGUGCUCCCUAUCCCGCCCUGAGACAAAAGACUGCCGUUGGUUGAUUAAUGCAAAACCUGUGAAACAGUCUUCAAAAGUGGAAAUAGUUUCCUUUGAGAGUGGUCGUCGCCAUCUUUUACUGCUGAAGGACCUGCGUGCUGGUGAAAACUCUACAGUAACAUUUCAUGCCGGCACUGCAUCCACUUCUGCCCUUCUUUCAGUCAAAGGCUGGCAACUGGAAGUGGUGAAACCCUUGGAGGAUAAGACAGCCAUUGUUGGUGAGCAGGUGGAGUUCACAUGUGUUUUGAAUGAGCCUGUGCCAGAGAAAGAUGUGAGCUGGUAUGCCAAUGGUUCUGAACUGCAGCCAGAUGACCUUUGGGCCAUGAAAGUUAAUGGAUGUAAAUGCAGCCUGAUCUUAAAAAAAGCUCAAAUUCAACCACCACUGGAGAUCACCUUUGCUGCACAAGAUGCCAUUUCAGUGGCCAAGCUAAUUACUGUUGCUGUACCUGAUCCCCCUGAAGAUCCAGAGCUGGUGAGUAAGGGUCCAACGUCAGUCACACUGUCUUGGUUCACACCUCUCAAUGAUGGGGGAAGCCCAGUCCUUGGCUACCGUGUGGAGAUGCGACAGGUGGACAGUGUACUUUGGCUGCCCUGCCAUGCAGAGCCAGUGUGCAAUACUGAGUUUCUGGUGGAUGACCUUAUCCCUGGAUCGGGGUAUAGAUUCCGGGUGGCAGCUAUUAACCAUGCUGGCAUAGGUGACCCCGUCCAACUUCCUCAAACUGUUAUGCUUGAUGCACCAGUGACUGUGACCAAAAAGUUAGGUAGCUCUGAGCUUCAAAAGGGUAAGAUGGCCCGUGUGAAAUGUGAGCUCUCUGCUGAGAGCAUGCCAGUCACUUGGCUAAAAGACAAUCGAGAGAUUGAGAUGGGAGUCAAGUACCAAGUGGUAACAGAGGGUAAAUCUCAAGUAUUGCUCAUUAAGGAUUUCCAGCCGGCUGAUCAGGGUGUCUACACUUGUGUUGCUUCAGAGGACGCUGAAACCUCCAUCAGUUUGAACCUUGAAGGAGAUGACACUUUGAUUUCUCAGCUCCAGCCAGAGGAAAGUGGCCAGCCUAGCUUGCCCCCAGAAUCUGCCUCAGAGGGUGAUCUGCAUGCUUUAUGGGAGGCUCUUGCUAAAAAGCGAAGGAUGAGCAGGGAACCCACAUUGGACUCCAUCUCUGAAUUGCCAGAAGAAGAUGGUAAAGACAAGGCACAGGACCAGCAGGGUAAAGGACUGGAGAAAGAGCAGAUCAAAGGGAAGAAGAGCCCCACUGAGCUUACCUCUAAUAUCAAACCUGAACCAAAUCUGUAUACCAGCUCUGAAGAUGAGCCCAUCAGCAGGGCUCCAAGUCUAAUAUCCUACCUCAAGAAGAGCAGCAAAUCUGUCCUUACAGUGGAAAGUCAAAGUGAGGCCAUUUCCUCCAAAAGGUUGUAUGAACAUUUCCAAAUGGCUGAGCAAUCUGUGCAACAGACCACAGUGAACACCACAGAGAUCAGCAAGGAGGAGGAGCCAGACUUGCAGGAGGCAGCUACCAAAAUCCAGGCAGCCUUCAAGGGUUACAAAGCCAGAAAGGACAUGCGACCUGCUUUCAAAGAGGUUUUCAAGGACCAGACCAGAGAGCCUAAUGGCACAAUUCAUCUUGAAUGUGUUACAGAGGGAAAACCAGAAAAGGUUUGCUGGCUGAAGGACGGUGAGCCUCUGGCAGAUGGCAAGCAUUACCAUAUUGACAUCUACAAUGAUGGCACUUGCUCUCUGAUUGUGACAGCUGCUACAACCAAAGACACUGGGGUGUAUACUUGCGAGGUCACAAACAAGUUUGGAGUUACCACCCACAGUGCAAAAGUGACUGUUGGAUCAUCACGAGAGUCAUCUGGUCAUCGACCGCUUACUCUAGGCUAUAGUGCAGACAGUGAGCCUGACAGCUCCUCUGGCAGUGAGAUGGAUGAGUCCUUACGACAGGCGAGCAAACGAUUGCGGAGACUCCUACGUACAUGCCUUCCACCAGAUGUAGAAGAGGAGCCUUUCGUCAGUGCUGAUGAGGGUAACUUACAGCCACCUGAUCCACACUCAUACCGUGAGGAUGAUCGCUAUAUCUAUAUUCGCUUUGACACCCGCAGUGAAGCUCAGGUUGCAUCCCAGCGUUUCCAGCAAAUGUUCACACAGCAAGGGGUGCCUGUAGAAACAACUAUUCUUGAAGCAGGACCUAAAGUAGAACUGUGCAUCAAGAAGAUGGGCUUCGGCCAAGAUGGUUCCCAAACCCCAACUGAAGAUAGACAACUACCUGCUUAUAUGACUGGAGCCCCUGCGGCCCCAGUCUUCCUGACACAGCUCCAUAGCCAGGAGGUCCCUGAUGGGUACCCAGUGAGCUUUGACUGUGUGAUCAUCGGCAAACCCCCUCCCAGCAUACGGUGGUUCAAAGAUGGGAAAAUGGUAGAAGAAGAUGACCAUUAUAUGAUCAAUGAAGACCAGGAGGGCUGCCAUCAAUUGAUCAUUACAGCUGUACAACCAUCUGACAUGGGCGUGUACCGCUGUAUGGCUGAGAAUGACAGUGGCAUCGCUUCCAGCAAGGCGGAGCUUAGGGUGGAAAUGUCUUGUAGCUCAGACUAUGACACUGCAGCUGAUGCAACAGAGACAUCCUCCUAUGUUAGUGCUAAAGGCUAUGUAUCCAGUUCUGAGCAUAGGGACACAGAGGCCUUUGAAUCUGUGGUGGAGGAUGAACAACUUCCUCAAGUGGUGGAAGAGCUGCGUGACAUUUACCUCAGUCCAGGAGCGCCCAAUGCCAAGAUGAGUGUCAGGGUCAAAGGGUUCCCUUCACCAAGAGUUUACUGGUUCAAGGAUGGCACACCACUGCGGCCCUCAAACAGGGUUUUGCUGUCUUCAGAGAGAGACAUGUACAGUUUAGAAAUUGUGGAGGUGAAAUGUGAAGACAGUGGGGAGUAUUCUGCCUACAUCAGCAAUACAGCUGGAUCUGCCUAUUCCUCUGCACGUAUGGUCAUACUUGGGCCAGGGGAACGAAUUCCUAAGCAUUUAAAACUCAGAGACUCAAAAGAGCCUCUGAUGCCUCCACGAUUUCUGGAGAGGUUCUGCAACAGGACGGUGAAACAGGGAUCGAGUAUCACACUAUCAGUCAAAGUGGAAGGCUCUCCAACUCCCUCCAUAAACUGGCUGAAGGAGGAACCAAUGAAGGAUGUUUUGUGGAUAAAAGCAGACACACCUGGAUACAAGGUCGCCAGCUCAGGCUGCCAGCACAGCUUGAUCUUGAUGGAUAUAAGGAAGGAACACAGUGGCACCUAUACCUGCAUUGCUACCAACUGUGCUGGCCAAACUCUUAACACUGCUUGUCUGGAUGUGGAACAUGCAGUGCCAGAGAGCAAAGUUACACCAGAAUUUUUAGGAAUUACAAUUAGCCCACCAGAGGAAGAAAGCAGAGAAGAGGCCAAACUGCCUUACCUGGGUGGAGUAGAUACAGCAGAAUUCUUACAGAAGCUUACCUCCCAAAUCACUGAGAUGGUGUCUGCCAAGAUCACUCAAGCGUCCUUACGUGUGCCAGGAGCUGAUAGUGAUGAUGAGACCAAAACUCCAUCACCAUCCCCACAUCAUGGCCGCUCACGCCCUCCUUCACUGAUUGUAGACUCCUCCUCAGAGUCAGAUGAGAGUGAUGCCAGAGGAGAGAUGUUUGAUAUUUAUAUAGCAACAGCAGACUACAACCCCAUGGGACUGAGUAAGGACAGCAUUGCUCUGAAGGAGGGACAGUAUGUGGAGGUUCUGGACUCGGCUCAUCCACUUAAAUGGCUUGUACGAACUAAGCCAACCAAAAGUACACCAUCGCGCCAGGGGUGGGUUUCCCCAGCAUAUCUUGAUAAGAAACUGAAGCCUUUUAUAGAUACUGGGGAUGUCCCGGAGACCACAGGCGAAGAGGUCACUGAGGGAGAGUAUAAAAAGAGGCUUUGCCAACUUAUCCAGGAGCUCAUUAGCACUGAGAAUGAGUUUGUAGGAGAGAUGGAAUUCCUUACUUCACAUCAUCUGGAACAUAUUAACGAUGAGCGCACCCUGCCUGAAAUUCGCAUUCACAAAGAUGUCAUCUUCCGGAACAUCAGUGACAUCAGGACUUUCCACAGCAGCAUUCUUCUCCCUGGGCUGAAAGACUGUGACACAGAUGAUGAUAUAGCAAUGCGUUUUCUGAAAAAUACAGAAGGAUUUGAGAACUAUCUGCAAUACUUGGUUGGCCAGACUCAAGCACAGGCCACCAUUAGUGAGAAGCCUGUCCACCAGUACUUUAAGGAAUACACAGAUUCUGACUUGGCAAAUGUGGACUCUUCGGAAGGUCCAGUACUGAGUAUCAAUAGUUAUCUUCAUAGACCACUGGAGAGGAUCCAGAAAUAUAAGGACUUCAUAAAGGAACUAAUCAGAAAUAAGGCAAGGAAUGGACAGAACUGCUGUCUUCUAGAAGAGGCCUACACACUGAUUUCUUCACUUCCUACACGCUCCGAAAACAUACACCAUGUCUCGCUCAUUGAGAACUACCCUGCCAACCUGGAAGCUUUAGGAGAGCCCAUCAGACAGGGUCCCUUCAUAGUUUGGGAAGGAGCUCCAGGAAUCAGAACCUCUUCAAGAGGUCAUCAUCGUCAUGUCUUCCUCUUCAAAAACUAUGUCAUCAUCUGCAAGCAAAAACGAGAUACAAACACAGACUCCCAAGCAUACAUAUUCAAAAACAUGAUGAAGCUCACCAACAUUGAUGUAAAUGAGACUGUGGAAGGUGAUGAAAGAGCAUUUGAGAUAUGGCAUGAGCGCGAAGACUCUGUCAGGAAGUACACAAUGCAGGCACGCACAGUCAUGAUCAAGAACUCCUGGCUGCGUGACCUCCGCAACCUCCAACAACGCUACAGCAUGCCAGCAUGGAGUCCACCAGAUUUUGAUGCAGUGUUGACUGAUUGCACAGCAGAGCUAGGACAGACAGUUAAACUGGCCUGCAAAGUCACAGGAUCACCCAAACCUGUUGUGACAUGGUUUAAAGAUGGUCGGGCUGUGGAGGUAGACCCUCACCACAUCCUCAUCGAGGACCCGGAUGGCUCCUGCACUCUCAUUCUGGAUAACAUGACUGCGGAUGACUCAGGCCAGUACAUGUGCUUUGCCUCCAGCUCUGCAGGAAAUGCCAGCACCCUGGGCAAGAUAACUGUGCAGGUGCCACCACGCUUUGUGAAUAAGUUGAGGAAUGCUGCAUUCAUUGCAGGAGAGGAUGCUCAGUUUACUUGCACAAUACAAAGUGCUCCCAGCCCAAAAAUAAGGUGGUUUAAGGAUGGCAAAUUGCUUACAGACCAGGAAAAGUAUCAAACAUACAGUGAACCUCGCAGUGGAGUAGUGGUUUUGGUUAUUAAGAACCCUGGAGAGAGAGACUUGGGACAUUAUGAAUGUGAGCUGUCUAACCGCCUUGGCAGCAGUAAGUGUGCAGCAGAUCUUGUCCUUCCUACACUGGCAAUGGCAGGAGAUCGCAGGGGAGACCAAGCCAUCACUAUUGAAGUAACAGAGCAGGAGACCAAAAUACCAAAGAAAACCAUAAUCAUAGAGGAGACCGUCACCACCGUUGUGAAGAACACUCGAAUGAAACGUCACCUGUCUCCUCGCACAUCCUCUAUGGGAGUGUACCGCUCAGAGGCUUCCACUCCUGAGCUCCCAAGACAGAGACGUGCAGUAUCUAGAAAGCCUGUACCCACCCUUUAUGUUACAGAGCCUGAGGGGGCAUCAGCCAAGAACCCCAAAUGGGUGGAAGUGGAAGAGAUUAUCGAGUAUAAAGUGAACAAGUCUCCAAAGUUUUCCAGGAGAAGAGGUGCUUCACCCAGCAAGAGACAGCCACCAGAUAACCCUAAUGCUAACAACUCUAACAACAAAUUAGUGGAAGCACUGCAAAUGUCAGUAGCCAAUGUGGACUCAUUAAGUUUGUCUUUUAACAGUGGAGGGAACGUAACACUGAAUGAGUCCAACAGCAUGUUAGGAUUGGAUUCUACUGAUGGUGUGUAUUUUGAACAGUCAUGUGCCUUGGUGGAAACAGACAGAGAAAGUGAUGCUAAUACAACUGUAAGUGUUUCGGUGUAUGAGGACAAUGAUGAUGAACUCAGUGCUCAGGACUAUAACGUAUUGCCUGAAGCAAGUCGGGUAUUCACCCUGAAAGAGCUGGAGGAUUAUGUCCCUAAGGAGCGCAAGACAUUUUGUUGCUCCUCAGACUCACUGAUGCAUUCAGAGAAACCAUGUGAAAUUGCUGUUCUGCAGAGAGAGAUUAGUGAAGUUGGACAACCUAUCCUGCUAAAUGUGGGACGUCCUAUGGCAAUGCCAAAAUCCUGUGCAGGGCUAUUCAGUCGCUUUAAGGAACAUUUCUGUAAUGUAUUUGGCAGCAAUGUCAACGGGAGAAAAGAUUGUACCCAUCCAUUUUAGUAAGGUGUCUUACAAUCAGUCUACAUUCACUGCAGAAUAAUCCAGAAAUAAAGGAAAGCUUGAAAUAAAUUCAAGGUACUGCUCGGAGGUCCAGAGAGAGGGGGGUGGGAAUCAGCAGAGCUUUAGAACCCAAAUCUCUGCCACUACAUAUGGCUAUACACCAAUUGGACAAUCAUUUACUCUUAAAAUCACAAAGAAUAACCAAUUUAAAAAGUAGUAACAAUGAAAAAUUAAUAGAAUUAAUAAAAUCACAAAUUAUUGAUUAGAAAUCACAAACCUAGACGUAGAGACUUUGUCUUAAAGGGGAACAUUUCUGUAUAGUGUCCUUGCAUGAAUGUAAAGAAUCGUUUUUCAAUUUUGAGAAUAGUUCAUGCGAAAAGGUGUAUGCAAAUGGCUGAUCAUUCCAACAUUUUCAAAAUAUUCUGAAAGCUAGUAUAUGGGCAAAAUUUGGGCAAGAUAAUUGUGCAGUGGCUUCCAAACAAUGUGUCAGCACAUGUAAAUGGUCACUUAACAGCCUUGUGGCAAAAAGCACCUAUUAAAAAACUGCUGUGCCAAAAUCUUGUGACUAAUCCGGGCCUUCAUUUAUCAAAUUUACAUAGACUUAUAUAUGAAGUUUAAAAAAGGAUUGCAUAUGAGUGAAAUCUUUUAUCCAAAACAUUGAAUAUUUGUCAAUUAUGUGCAAGCAUGUUGUACACAUUGCUAAAUAGUGGGGGCUGACAAACACAAGUUUGUCCAUGCCGGUUAAAUAAAGCAGCACCCUCAAAAAGGGGAUUCUUGACUUUUUUCCAUUAAUCAUGAAAUGAUGGACCUGCCUGUAUUUUUAAAGGGCACAGGUCUAUGGAGACUGAAUAUGUAUUAUUUAGAAAUUUAAAAAUUAUUUACAAACACAUUGUGGAUAAAAAAAUAAUAAUUUGAAUAAUAUGAAAAUGGUCAGAAAAUAAAACAUGCCACGUUCUUUGAGUGAUACCAUAGAAGAAUCACCUUCCCCAAAGAACCAUAUUUAAAAAGAUGUUUUAAAAAAGAGAUUAGGGAGUGUGAAAAACCUUUUAAAGGUUUAAAGUACUAUACUAAUUUAAUUAUAUAUUCAUUUACUAAUUUACAUGUUGUGGGGGGUCUUUACACUUUAAAUGUCCAAAAGGUUCUUCACUCUCACAAAUCUCACACAAAUGGUUCUCCAUCCGUCAAAAGAUUUUUAGGGAACAAAAAGUGGUUCUUCUAUGUCAUUAGACAAAGAACUCUGUUUGGCACCUUUAUUCUGUACUUCGUUAACAACACUAUGGCUUCAACUGUUAUUAUAACAGUUACAAAACUUUUCUUAACUUUUCGACUAAGAAUGGUAGUUGGAAUGAUUCAUGCUUAUAUUUCCCUUUUGCUUAGGUGCAUUUACUCUUGUUGCAUUUCACUUAUUCUGUUCCUCUUGUUGUGCAUAUGCAUGGUCAGAACUUUGCGUGCAAAUUCCAGUUGUAUGACUGAUAUAUUUUUGUAAUCUGUAUGCAAGGCCAGAGUCAGUGAAAUUUAACAAAAUCUUCAUAAAAUAACUACACUUAAAUUCUAAGUUUUUCAGUGUAUCAGAACGAGUUUGAAACUGCUUUUCUGUGCCAUACUUGUGAAACUUUAACGUUAAUGUGCUGCACAGUUGUCAAACCUGAUGAUUUUGUUUACUCUUGGCACUAAUCUAAAUGCCUUAAACAUCUUGAUAAAGUUACUGACAAAAAACCCAACUGCACAGAACUGGAAUAAAUGAUCUCAGUAUGUGAUAUCAAUGAAUAGUACAUUAAAUUAUAAAAGUCACUGCAUCUGAUCUAGAUUUAUUUAACUGUGUUUCUUAGGUAACAUGUAUUACCUAAAGUACAGCUGCAUCUUGCAUGUAACCAAAAAUGGAUGUGAAUGUUGUAUGUGUGAAAUAGACAGCAAGACACUUCUGUUUGAACAUUUGUUUGAAAGAAACAAUUUAACUGUUUUGAUGACAAACACAAUCUGCCUUGGAGUGUCUAGAUGUAAAUGCAGUUUUCUGAAUCUGAAUAAAACAUUUAUCUUA
This is a messenger RNA of Colossoma macropomum (tambaqui), 20706 nucleotides long. It is a transcript of the gene obscnb, whose product is annotated as obscurin, cytoskeletal calmodulin and titin-interacting RhoGEF b. Lineage: Eukaryota; Metazoa; Chordata; Actinopteri; Characiformes; Serrasalmidae. The coding region runs from base 255 to 18668 and encodes 6137 amino acids. Gene Ontology annotation, molecular function: guanyl-nucleotide exchange factor activity; protein binding. The transcript has 76 exons. The record is from RefSeq and is a predicted model, not a curated record.